Messenger RNA from Closterium sp. NIES-67, 1434 nucleotides. Lineage: Eukaryota; Viridiplantae; Streptophyta; Zygnematophyceae; Desmidiales; Closteriaceae. The record is from the annotation of a GenBank genome assembly.
GCCAAAAUGAUACCCCCAAGACUGCCGCGGAUCCUCUCACCCACUUCCGCCCUGCUCGUCUACUCGCGCGACAUACAACAACACGUCGACCACCUACGACGCGUCUUCGAAAUUCUUCGACGAGAACGAUUGUACGUCAAACUAUCCAAGAGCGACUUCGCCCUCGAAAAAAUCCAAUUCCUCAGACAUAUCGUAAGCGCUCAAGGAGUUCACGUCGACCCCAAGAAAAUCGAAGCCCUGGGUACGUGGAAGACACCCAAGAACGUGAAGGAGUUACAGCAGUUCCUUGGCUUUGCUAACUACUACAACAGGUUCGUGCCACAAUACGCGAAGAUCGCCGCGCCACUCACGAAUCUGCUAAAGAAGAACACGCCCUAUAAAUGGGAGCCACAACACCAGGACGCCAUGGAGCAGCUGAAACAAGCACUCACGUCCGCACCCGUACUCAUCUUGCCAGACCCCGAACGUGACUAUGUCAUCGAAGCUGAUGCCAGCGACCAGGCAGUGGGAGCAGUCUUGAUGCAAGACCAGGGGAAUGGCCUGCAACCAAUUGCCUACCUCAGCAAAAAAUUAUACGGGGCAGAACUCAACUACCCGAUACACGACAAAAAGGCCCCUGCUAUAAUCAUCGCCUUCAAAACGUGGAGAUGCUAUCUUGAAGGACGCAAGGCAACAGUCUACACCGACCAUUGCAGCCUAAAAUAUUUGAAGACGCAACCAAUCCUCUCCAGGCGGCAGGCUGGCUGAACCUGAGGAUGGGGAGUCAAAACUUUGACUCUUGUCAUGUUCUUGACCAUGGGCCUCCAGGGUCCUUCCCUUUCAUCCUUCCCUUCCUACCCCACCUUCCAACUGUGCUUCAAUGCCUUUUCUAUCAUGCCUCUUAUCUUGUAAGCUUCAAUCAUAGUGACUCUGAGGACUGUCAACUUCUCCUAGGGCAGAUUACCCCCCAGUGCGCCAAACGCCAUAGCUCACUCGUUCAGCUACGGAAUCGAGUGAUUCAACUUUCAGUGGAAAGCUGACGCUGCCAGCUACAACAUAUCCGAUUUUCAGAUCGUUUCACCGAUUGGAGUUUUUGAUAUAGCUAUUCGAAGGUCGCGAGUUUUCUGGGCGUCAUAACGAAGUGCUGCAGAAAUUUCCAAGGAGCCAUUGAAUCAUCUGCUUAUAGCCUUCUCUAACCAACAAGUGGUAUCAGAGCCUAUUAUCACGCAUUUGGGACCUAAAAUACGAUGGGAGAUAAAGAGGACUCUGGUGGAGGUGAUACUUCAGUCCAAGGAGGCAGCUCAACCCAAGAUUCUGGCAUUGCAGCGCAAAGGGGAGCGCAUACAAGCCAGGGGUCACUGCUUAAGGAGGUGCUGAAGAACUUCACCAUUGAGAAGUUCUCUGGAGAUGGCUAUGAUGAUUGGGCAUGGAAGAUGCAGCUCUACUUUCGACAAA